Molecule: messenger RNA, 604 nt
Organism: Gilbertella persicaria
Lineage: Eukaryota; Fungi; Mucoromycota; Mucoromycetes; Mucorales; Choanephoraceae
Product: AP-4 complex subunit sigma-1
Exons: 6
Coding region: 33-452 (139 amino acids)
Biological process (GO): intracellular protein transport; vesicle-mediated transport
Cellular component (GO): membrane coat; intracellular membrane-bounded organelle
Source: RefSeq, a predicted model, not a curated record
UUUUUUUUUUUCUUUGUUGAUGCCUAAUUCGCAUGAUACGCUUCUUUUUUAUUAUUAACAAAUCUUGUCAGACACGGUUUUCCAGAUAUUAUCAAAACUUGGUUCAUGACCGACCUAGUUUUGAGUUGCAAGUAGCAAGGCAAUGUAUAACGCGAAAACCAAACCAAACUCUAUUCUUUUUUAUGGAAGGAUAUAAAAUAGUUUAUCGAGUUUAUGCCUCAUUGUAUUUUAUUAUUGGUUGUGAUUCUGAAGACAAUGAAUUUUCUUUACUUGAAUUAAUUCAGUUUUGUGUUGAAUGUUUAGAUAGACACUUUGAUAAAGUGACGGAGCUUGAUUUCCUUUUUAACCUCGAAAAAGUGCACAUGAUCAUGGAAGAGAUCAUUGUGAAAGGCCUCAUUAUAGAAACCAAUCAUAAAAGAGUACUUAACUAUUUGGAAAGCAAACCCAGUUAGUGAAGCAGAUUGGAUUAAGAAGAAAAAAAUUUUUUAUGUCCCCGCCUAUCUUUCUUGCAAGACGCUGCUUGUGUUAUCUUGCACAAAAAACUUAUUUGAUAUAAAAUCAGUUUUGAUUUUUUUAAAAAAAAUCUUGCUCUUGUUUCCUUCUA